Thrips palmi is the source of this 934-nucleotide messenger RNA. RefSeq names its product mediator of RNA polymerase II transcription subunit 7 (gene MED7). Gene Ontology annotation, molecular function: transcription coregulator activity. NCBI's taxonomy places the organism in Eukaryota, Metazoa, Arthropoda, Insecta, Thysanoptera, Thripidae. Gene Ontology annotation, cellular component: core mediator complex; mediator complex. The transcript is spliced from 4 exons. The record is from RefSeq and is a predicted model, not a curated record. Gene Ontology annotation, biological process: regulation of transcription by RNA polymerase II. Bases 1 to 663 code for a protein of 220 amino acids.
AUGGCAGCUCCCGAAGCAAGUCAAGUGAGCUCUCUGCCACUGCCUCCAAUGCAGUAUAUACAAUUGUAUUCAGAGGAAAAUAUUCGUCGAGGAAGAAAUCUCCGCCCGCCUCCUCCCAUUCAAGACACCUACUCCAUGUUUGGGAAUGCCUUCAGUGCUGAUGAUUUGAUUAUUCGCCCUUUGGAAUCACAGGGCUUCAAACGAUUAUAUCCCCAGCACUUUGAUCGCCGCAGAGAACUUCGGAAGCUUAAUCAUUCCUUACUAGUAAAUUUCCUUGAUAUGUUGGAUUUGCUUGUCCUGUGUCCUGACUCACCCCGUCGUGCCGAAAAAGUAGAGGAUCUCAAUUUACUUUUCAUCCACAUACAUCAUUUAUUGAAUGAGUUUCGUCCCCACCAGGCUCGUGAAACAUUGAGGGUAAUGAUGGAACUUCAAAAGCGGCAAAGAAUUGAAACGGCUGCUCGGUUUCAGAAGCAUUUAGACAAGGUUCAUGAGCUGUUACAACAAGCACUCCACAAUCUUCCAGAUUCAUCUGAAGCAGAUAGUAAGCUGAUGAUUCCCACCGAAGCAUUUGAAGAUAUGGAUACAUCUAGUGACAACAAAAAAGACUCAGAUGCUGUUGAUAUUCUUGAUAGACUCAUGUGUGAUAUUGUAGAUAAACUGUAACCAAAGUUGUUGUUUUUCAAGUUUUCAUUUUUUUUGUUAUGCUGAUGUAUUUAUUGUUUAAAUGUAUGGAGAAGGAAGAUUUAAAUCAUGUAAGGUUCCUUAUUAUUAUUUGUAUUAUAGUUUGGGAGGCCCUGAUAAUUUUUUGCCAGUCAUAUUGAUAUGAGACAGUGCAAGUUCAUUUAUGUACAUUAGGCUAAAACUUUCUCCUUUUUUACCAUGGAUCCAACCGAUCUACCCUACUUGCAAUAAAUUUAUCAAGGCCUUGUGUUAA